GAGUACAAGAAAGGCUACAGAGGAGUCGCAGUAGUUCCGGUCCCUCUUCUGGCGGACAAUUACGCAUACUUGAUUUUGAGUUUUGCGACGAAAAAGUGUGCUGUGGUCGAUCCAGCUGACCCCAAACUCGUAAUGUACAUGCUGACCGUUGUCCGAUACUUAACCGGGGUAGAAUUCGUACUGACGGACAUUCUUACCACUCACAAACAUUGGGAUCAUGCUGGGGGGAAUCUGGAGUUCAUGCAGCAUUUACAGAACAAGAGUGAUGCAGAGAUCACAGAACUCUUGGAUGCUCAGUUGAAGAUUUAUGGUUCCGCAAUUGACAAUCCUCAUGCGUGUACCAACUUUGUAGAGGACGGCAAUGUGCUGACGGUUGCUGGUGGGGGCGUGACGGUUGCUGUGUUUUCUUCCCCUGGACACACCGUUGGCUCCGUUAUGUUCCUUUUAGGAGAUGCUCUCAUGGAUUCUGAUGUUCCACAGCGCUUGGCACUUUUCACUGGAGAUUGCAUCUUCUGUGGAGGUUGCGGUGCCAUGUUUGAGGUGACGACCGUUGAUGAAGUUAUACAGACACGGGAUUUGUUUUUUAGUCAUCGGAUGCGAACGCAUCCGACAAAUAAUAAAAUGUUCUCAGCGGACGAUGUUUUGGUGUACGUGGGGCAUGAGUACACAGAGCGUCUGGUGGCAGAAAUUUUGAGACUGCAUGAGAGGGAUUCAGGCAAGGAAGAGACCAAUGUGGAGCUGCGGGAUUAUCUCCAGACAUUGCGCGCGGCCAUGCGAAGCGCACGCAUGCUGCGCUCCAAACGUCAAUUAGACGAAAUCAGCGUCUCCGUACCUUUUGGGGAUAACACCAAAAGUCCCUGGAGCCUUCCAGCCUGCACGGUGCCGUCAACUUUGGCUAUUGAAAAGAGGACCAAUCCUCUAUUGACAGUUAAACGGGCCGUCUUGGAGGACCUCCGAGAAGGCGAAUUCUUUGCGAACAAACUACAAACAAUCAUUUAUGCUUC
Messenger RNA from Trypanosoma cruzi, 1004 nucleotides. RefSeq lists its product as uncharacterized. The record is from RefSeq and is a predicted model, not a curated record. The transcript has a single exon. Gene Ontology annotation, molecular function: hydroxyacylglutathione hydrolase activity. Lineage: Eukaryota; Euglenozoa; Kinetoplastea; Trypanosomatida; Trypanosomatidae. The annotation marks the transcript as partial.